AUAAGAUGUGUGAAACAAAACGAAAAGAGAGAUAGAUAGACAUUGGCCGGUGGCCUCGUCACAAAUCCAAAAUAUCCUAAAAAGAGAUUCGAAAACUUUUUUUUAAAAGAGAAUCCAAAACCUUUCCUUCAUUCCUCAAAUUCCCCACACAACACAAGCAAACCCACAAGAUUCGAUUCAACUUUCCCAUUUUCUCAGAAAAAAAGUUUCGUUUUUGAUUUUUGUUGAAACGGAAAAAGGAACACACUUUCAAUCUCCUUUUUCACUUUUAGCGUUUUGGGUGUUUCAUUUUGAUGAGGUGCGAGGAGAUUCUUACUCCUCUGUUCUUAUCUGUGUCAGAUGGAAGACAAUGAGAAGUCUCCUCCCCCUAAGGAUUACUAUAAGAUUCUAGAAGUUGAUUACGAUGCAACUGAGGAACUGAUCAGACUCAAUUAUCGGAAGCUUGCUUUGAAGUGGCAUCCUGAUAAGCACAAAGGCGAUACUGCAGCGGCAGAAAAAUUUAUAGAGAUAAACGAUGCUUAUAACGUGCUGAUGGACCCUGAUGCACGUUUUGAGUAUGACUUAACCGGUAUCUAUGAGAUCCACAAGUAUACUUUACGGGAAUAUCUUGCCAGAUUUAAGGGAAUGAUACUCACUUGCAACGGACUCGGCAUCAGCCAAUCCUCGUCACUAUGGACACAUCAAUUGUCUGAGACCACCAACAAAACAACAACAGACUAGCAAGGAUAAAAGCAGAAGUUAGAGGAGAGAUGUAAAAACUGUGUCAAGAUUCUCAAACCCUUUCCCGUCGGUUUUUUAAUACGGUUGUAUACUGGAGCCACAGCUCGAAGCAUCAAGGCAUCGAUGAUGUAUUGAAAAUGCUUAAUUUAGAUAAUUAGAUGUAUUGUUUCUGAAUCGAUGUAGAAUUAGAGAAGCGUAUAUGGUCUCUGGUUUUGAUACAUACAUCUACAGACCUGUGAUGAUUGAUCAGGUCUUGUACCACUACUCUCAUCACUCAAUGGUUUUUCAGACUUCAGACAUUAAUAAAAUCAAUGACUUGAAGCA
Messenger RNA from Brassica napus (rape), 1044 nucleotides. Its product is annotated as dnAJ-like protein slr0093. The transcript is spliced from 7 exons. Lineage: Eukaryota; Viridiplantae; Streptophyta; Magnoliopsida; Brassicales; Brassicaceae. Gene Ontology annotation, cellular component: nucleus; cytoplasm. Bases 340 to 720 code for a protein of 126 amino acids. The record is from RefSeq and is a predicted model, not a curated record.